Molecule: messenger RNA, 1737 nt
Organism: Malus domestica (apple)
Lineage: Eukaryota; Viridiplantae; Streptophyta; Magnoliopsida; Rosales; Rosaceae
Product: lanC-like protein GCL1
Biological process (GO): peptide modification; carbohydrate metabolic process
Cellular component (GO): plasma membrane
Source: RefSeq, a predicted model, not a curated record
UAAGCGUACUUGGUUCGCGGGGAAUCAUCUCCACAGUGCACCGCGGCUCCAUAUAAUCACACCUCCACCCCUUUCCCUCUCUCCUUCCUCCUCUACAUAACAGUAAGGAAUACUCUGCUGCCGUACGUGAAACUCAAGCCCAUACCUGAAGGAAAGUCCAGAGAAACGACAUGUCGUUUGGCGUGGAGUUUGCCCCUUCUCCGGAGGAACACGAUGAUGCCAACAACGAACGGCUGGAUUUGGUCGAUCCAGCGGCUCCGACCUUGUCACCUUCGAGCGGGACUUUUCUCAGAGCGGCGGUGACUCUCAAGGAUCAGGUGGUGCAGGCUACGUGGGAAGGAGGGCAUGAUUCGGGUACGCCUACGGGUAUGGUGUUGGAUCCGACAGUUUAUACGGGUCUUCUUGGUACGGCUUUUACGUGCUUGAGGUCGUACGAGGCCGCCGGUAACCGGCAGGACUUGGUGCUGUGCGCUGAGAUCGUCGACAAGUGCCGGGCUGUCGCAAGUGCGUCAACCAGGCACGUGACUUUUUUAUGUGGUAGAGGAGGAGUGUACGCCCUAGGAGCUGUGGUGGCCAAUUUGAUUGGGGACCAUGAAAGACGUAACCUGUAUUUGAAUCUGUUUCUUGAGGUGGCACAAGAGAAGGCCCUGUCUGUUGGGCCGGAGGAAGGUGGUUUUGGAAUGUCGUACGAUCUUCUCUACGGGAGAGCUGGGUUUUUAUGGGCAGCUUUGUUCAUAAACAAGUAUCUUGGACAAGAAAAGUUGCCAAAUAAUAUUCUAAUGCCUGUUGUGGAUGCUGUGUUAGCUGGUGGUAGGGCAGGCUCAUCUCAUAACCCGUCCUGCCCGCUCAUGUUCAGGUGGCACGGGACUAGGUAUUUGGGGGCAGCCAAUGGCGUGGCUGGAAUUUUGCAAGUGCUGCUUCACUUCCCACUUUGCAAAGAGGAUGCUGACGAUGUGAAGGCAACGCUUAGAUAUAUGAUGGCUAAUAGGUUCCCUCACAGUGGAAACUACCCGUCAAGUGAAGGAAACCCUAGAGACAAGUUUGUGCAGUGGUCUCAUGGUGCAGCUGGCAUGGCCAUAACCUUGUGCAAGGCAUCUCAGGUGUUUCCAGGUGAUCGGGAAUUUCGCGAUGCUGCAAUAGAAGCAGGAGAAGUUGUGUGGAAGAACGGUUUACUGAAGAAGGUAGGACUUGCUGAUGGUGUGGCUGGGAAUGCCUAUGCCUUCCUUUCUCUGUAUCGUCUGACUGGAGAGAGCAUAUACGAAGAGAGAGCAAGGGCAUUUGCAAGCUUCUUGUAUCAUAAUGCCGGAGAGUUUGCGACUGCGGGACACACACAUGGGGCCGAAUAUGCCUACUCUCUCUUUCAAGGUCUUGCCGGAACAGCUUGCCUCUGGUUUGAUCUUUAUAUACCCGAAAAUUCUAGAUUUCCGGGUUAUGAACUGUAGGAAAUUGUGGAAAGUUACAUAUUGUUAUAAGAUUUAUUAGUAUAUAUGUUUCUAUCCUGACAUGUAUAUAGAGAUGUGUACUCUAGUAAGAACUGAGAAGAUGAAAUCUCUUUUGGUGUGAGAUUAAUUCUGUAAGACGUCGUUGCGAGAGGAGUCAGUUGUGGAAAGGACAUUUGUUGUUAAGUGUUCUAAGUCUUACAGAAAUGUAUAUGUAAAGCAAUUCGCUAUUCACAGAAGAAUUUCUAACAGCCCUUAUCUAAUUACGCGGGGUUGUAAUAAACUGCUUUGCUGACUA